CCGGUCCCAAAAGGAGCUGACUUGGGGCGCCGGCUGGCGUGCGCGCGAGCCGCGCCGGUCAGACGACCCGACCCCCUCCCGCCCCUCUCGCGUCCACCUACCCCCUGCCCUCUUCCUUCGCCGCCAUGUUUCGCGUUCUCUCCGUGUCCGCCCCGCGCGCGGCUGUCGCCCUGAGCACUACCACUCGGGCCUUCUACUCUUCCGGUCGCCAGCUCCUGCAGGGCGUCCUGACUGAGCAGCUCUCGGCCAUGAAGGAGGCCGGCACUUACAAGAGCGAGCGUGUCAUCAGCACUCCCCAGUCGUCGGAGAUUCGCCUGCAGACUGGCUCCCCGGUCCUGAACUUCUGCGCCAACAACUACCUCGGCCUGGCUGACAACCAGUCCGUUGUGCAGGGCGCCAUGAAGGCCCUGGAGACCCACGGCAAUGGCCUGUCCUCGGUGCGGUUCAUCUGCGGCACCCAGGACAUCCACAAGGCACUGGAGAAGCGCAUCGCCGAGUUCCAUGGCACCGAGGAUGCCAUCCUCUACAUUUCCUGCUUCGAUGCCAAUGCCGGCAUUUUCGAGGCCAUUCUCACCGACGAGGAUGCCGUCAUCUCGGACUCCCUGAACCACGCCUCCAUCAUCGACGGCAUUCGCCUGUCCAAGGCCAAGCGCUACCGCUACAACAACUGCGACGUGGCCGACCUCGAGGAGAAGCUCAAGCAGGCCGACAAGGAUGGCGCCCGCGUGAAGCUCAUUGCCACGGAUGGUGUCUUCUCCAUGGACGGCGCGGUGGCUCCCCUGCCGGAGAUCUGCGACCUGGCCGACAAGUACAAUGCCCUCAUCUUCAUGGAUGAGUGCCACGCCACCGGCUUCUUCGGUGACACCGGCCGUGGCACUGACGAGUUCCAUGGCGUCCGCGGCCGUGUGGACAUCAUCAACUCCACUCUCGGCAAGGCCGUCGGCGGCGCCGCUGGCGGCUACACCGCCGGCCCGCGCGAGGUCGUCGACAUGCUGCGCCAGCGCUCGCGCCCGUACCUUUUCUCCAACAGUCUCCCGCCGGCCAUGGUUGGCGGCGCCAUGGCUGCCUUCGACGUGGUCACUCAGUCGGACGAGCCGCGCCGUCAGCUCCGUGCCAACACCAAGCUCUUCCGCCAGCGCAUGACCGAUGCCGGCUUCACCCUGAAGGGUGACGUCCAUCCGAUCGUGCCUGUCAUGCUGGGCGAUGCGCGCCUGGCCUCCGACAUGGCUGAUCGCCUGCUCAAGCGCGGCAUCUAUGUCAUUGGCUUCAGCUUCCCCGUCGUUCCGCGCGACCAGGCCCGCAUUCGUGUUCAGCUCAGCGCUUCGCACACGACCGAGCAGGUCAACCGCUGCGUCGAUGCCUUCAUCGAGGUCGGCCGUGAGCUCGGCGUCAUUAACUAAGCCCCUGUCUGGCCUGUCCCCCUCCCCGUCUGUUUCCCCUCUUUCCUGGGUUUGCUGCUUUCGAUAAUGCACCACCAUCAUCACCA
Fonticula alba is the source of this 1486-nucleotide messenger RNA. RefSeq names its product 2-amino-3-ketobutyrate coenzyme A ligase. NCBI's taxonomy places the organism in Eukaryota, Rotosphaerida, Fonticulaceae. The record is from RefSeq and is a predicted model, not a curated record. The coding region runs from base 126 to 1400 and encodes 424 amino acids. Gene Ontology annotation, molecular function: pyridoxal phosphate binding; glycine C-acetyltransferase activity. The transcript is spliced from 7 exons. Gene Ontology annotation, biological process: biosynthetic process; L-threonine catabolic process.